Funneliformis geosporum is the source of this 1347-nucleotide messenger RNA. The record is from the annotation of a GenBank genome assembly. NCBI's taxonomy places the organism in Eukaryota, Fungi, Glomeromycota, Glomeromycetes, Glomerales, Glomeraceae.
AUGGCAUUCGCUGUCUCACAGAUCCCAAGGACUUUGGCAAGAGAAUUUACCCUGCGCAAUGCCUUAUCAACCACGUUUAAACGUCCGAAUCAAUUUAUCACAUUUCAUUCCUUUGCAAGUCAUCGUCAAAUGGUUGUAAAGGCUAGGUUGAAAGUUACCGUCACAAGGAAUUGUUUCUUCUCUACUGAACAAACUAAUCAAGCUCAUAAAAGCUCCCCCAAAAUCAAUGAUUCGAAACCUUCACUCGAGAAAUCAACUAAACCAGAACAACCUUCGAUACAAAAAAAACCUUCAGGAAUUCAUGAUUAUUUCUCUCAAAAUAAUAAAGAGCAAGGCAAAAGAUUACCAGCGUUUCCUAUAGUAUUGAUUUUUACGGCAUCCGCAAUCGCAUUCCUUGGAUUGUACCAGUAUUUUUACUCAACAGUUAAUAAAUAUCCCGAAGAGAUUCGUAAAAAUCUCAAAAAGGGCUUAUAUUAUCAAAAUUAUAGGAGUGAUCCAAUUCGUGCGGUUAAUUAUUAUCAAACUGCACUCACGGAAGCCUUUAAUCAUGCAGAAUUAGACAAUUCAUCGGCGGAAGUUACUGGAAUCAUGAUUCAAUUGGGUAGCCUAUACGAGGAGCUUGGACGAAUACGUGAUGCCGCGGAUGUUUUUACAAUGGCGUAUGAUGCCAUCGUUACCCCCAAUCGUAUUUCAAUAAAAUUGGAUGGGGAGAAAAAACUUAGGUCUAUUGGAUUGGCGCAAAAGUUAGGCGAUUUGCAUCAAAGUUUGAAACAGGAUGAGCAAGCAGAAAAAUACUUUGUAUGGUCCGUAGAACAACUUUUGCAGUCACAACACGAAUUGGACCAAUCCAAUCAUGAUCACAGCAAUCGUGAUGGGUUAUUUUCAAAGGGACGUGACUUGACUCUUCCACCUUGGAUGACAUCGACUGAUUUAGGUGCUUCGCUUGAAGCUCUGGCAACUUUCUAUUCAUCGCGACACAAAUACGCAUACGCUCUCCCACUUUAUCUUCGUGCUUUAUCAUUGAUCAAUCCACCCGAGUCUUCUUGUCAUUCAGCCGUUCUUAUGAACAAUAUAUCAGAGGUGUUCACCGGCAUGGGUAAUCUGGAAGAAGCACAAGGUUGGGCGGAGCGAGGUUUAAAGCUUGUUGAAAAUUUUAAACAAAAAAGGAAAAAUACGGAAUGUGAAGAAGCUUGUGGAGUUUUAUUAUUUAAUUUAGGAAUGAUCUCAGAAGCAAGUGAAUAUUACGAAAAGGCUCGUAAUUUUGCAAAGAAGAUUGACUUUACAGAUUGUGUAAAUGAAGCUGAUCUCGCAUUGCAGAGAAUCAAUAAUUUAACAAAUAAGAAUUAA